AUGGCCCCGGAGCAUGUCGAUUAUCCAAACUCAACACGAUAUGAACAAAGCAGCAAUAAUUAUUUUACCCAACAACAGCGUGGGUUCCGCCCUGCUUGUUAUGUUCGCCCGCACAACGCCACUGAAGUCUCCGUCAUCAUGAAAAUCCUCGUCCAAAACAAUGCCACGUUCAACGUCAAGAGUGGCGGCUUCUCGCGUUUUGCCGGCGCCUCCAGCAUCAACGGCGGCGUUCUCAUCGAUCUCAGCCGCAUGAACUCGAUUAAAACCGUUAUGGACGGAUCUUCCACAAUGGUGGGUCCUGCUGCGCGAUACUAUGACAUUUACCGAAUCUGGGACGACACCGAAUACGUAGGCUUUGCCCCCAAGAAUAGCGAUCUGACCGUUGCUGGGUACGUGCUUGGCUGUGGCUUUUCUUUCAUCCCGCACAAUGCUGGGUUUGCCUGUGACGACGUGUUCAACUUCGAAGUCGUCUCGGCAAAAGGAGAAAUCCUUAGAGUCAAUAGGAGGGAACACAAAGAGCUCUUCUCUGCCAUUCGUGGCGGCGGUGGUUCCAGCUUCGGCAUUAUCACCCGCUUCCAUAUUGCCCGAUUCUCUUGCAAGAAAGCCUGGUGGCAGCAUCUCCUGUUUCCUGCUUCCAUGAACGAGGACUUGAUGAAAGUUUAUGCCCACAUGGCAAAGAAGGUUCUUGGUUACGAUCUGACUUCCCAUUCUUUCCUGAUGAGCACCUAUUCGGAAUUCCAUGGAGACUAUGUGACUGAGGUCCAUUUAGUAACUGAAGGGAUAGACACCGAGCAUCACCAUCAUAUGCCGGCAUUGGCAAAGCCUUUCCAAUUGCUUCCAGGAGCUCUCAGAAAUAUCACCGAGGCAAAUGGAGAAGCUAAUUUCACAACCACCUUUAGUGAACCUGCUGGCUUCCGCCGCUCGGCCUGGUCGACCUCGGUUGGCGUCGAUAGGCCCAAAUUCCUGGCGGAAAUUCUCUCCAACUGGCAAGCACUGGAUAAAAAGCUCAAGAACUUGCCAAACCAGAAAGGCUUUAGGUCAGAACUAGAAUUCCAGCCCGUGUCAGAACGUUUGCUCUGGAACACGCAGCGAAGCCGCCAUAAUGCCUUGAGGUUACCCGCUUCAAUGGGCCCGAUGAUAUUCGUCCUAUUGUCUGUGCAAUGGGCCGACUCGGCAUUUGAUGAUAUCAUGGACGCUGAGUGCAAGCGGUUUAUCGAUCAAAUUGAUGAGACGGCAAAGAUAAUUGACCAGUACUGCGGUUUCAUACACAUGAACUACGCCCAUCCCAGCCAAGAUUUCUGGGGACGUUUGAGCCCAAAGUCUUAUGAUAGGCUGAUGGCCACGGCGAAGAAGUAUGACCCGGAUCGCGCACUGAAUAGGCUGUGGAGAGGCUAUUUUAAAUUUGACGAGAUUGAGGGAUAG
Messenger RNA from Trichoderma asperellum CBS 433.97, 1422 nucleotides. RefSeq lists its product as uncharacterized. Lineage: Eukaryota; Fungi; Ascomycota; Sordariomycetes; Hypocreales; Hypocreaceae. Gene Ontology annotation, molecular function: FAD binding. The record is from RefSeq and is a predicted model, not a curated record.